AAAAGAGAUUUAUUCAUUUAGUAUAUAGUGUUCUGCCUCCCUGUAUGUCUGCAGGCCAGAAGAGGGCAUCGGAUCCCAUUACAGGUGGUUGUGAGCCACCAUAUGGUGGUUGGGAAUUGAACUCAGGACCUCUGGAAGAGCAGACAGGACUCUUAACCUCUGAGCCAUCUCUCCAGCCCCACAUGCUAAUUCUUAACUGUGUCCUGCUAACUCUUCAUCUAGACACAGACCUUUGUUUGCUUCUUCUAUUCAUCGUCUCUCCUAUACCUGAACUAUAAUUUGCAGCAAUGGCGCCCUCUAGUGUAAAGCUCUCAGUGUAGUUCUUGGGUAGGUAGAGAGGGGAAUCCGGAUUCUUCAACCCUUGGUAGCAACUGGAAUUGCAGCUUCCUAGUAGGUGAGCCCAGGAUCCUUCAACCCUUGACACCAGCCAGCGUUACAAUUUCAAUAUCUCUCAAAAUUGACAGAGAUUCGCACAGUCUCUCUCCCUCUGUGUGUGUGUGUGAGAGAGAGAGAGGAGAGAGAGAGAGAGAGAGAGAGAGAGAGAGAGAAAGAGAGAGAGACAGACAGACACAUGGAAGCCAGUGGUCAACUCUGGCUGUCGUUUCUCAGUUUAUGCCCACCUUGGUUUUGUGUGUGUGGUUUUGAGAUGGGUUCUCUCAUGGGCUUUGAACUUGCCUAAGAGAGUAGCAUAGCUGGCAGGCCAGGGAGUCCUAGGGGAUCCACCUGUCUCUUGCCUCUGCAGCACUGGAAUUACUGUGGAUGCCAAGUUCUACUUUCCCCCUCCCCUUCUCUCUCUCCCCAUAUAUCUUUUAACCUGCUCCCACCAGCAGAAUCAGGCUGCUCUACAAUAUCCUGUGAGUGUCUCUAGUACGUCAAGCUGUUACUGAUGGCCACUGGAGAGAUGGCUCAGCCCUUGCUGUUCUUUCAGAGGACCUGGAUUUGAUCCCCAACACCUAAACCUGGGAGCUCACAACCACCAGUAGGUUCCAGUUCAAAGGGAUCCAACAUUCUGUUCUGACCUCCUCUUCCGCACCAAGAACCCACUUGGUACAUAUGCAUCUAUGUAAAUAUGCAUAAAAAUAAAAAUAAAUAAAAUAAAAAUGAAUAAAUGCUUGCUAUGCAAACACGAGAACCUGUGUUUGGACAUCCUGUACCCGUAUACAGGCUGGGCGGAUCACUGUGUCUGUAACUUAGCACCAGGAUGCAGAGACAGGAAGAUCGCUGGAGCUCAUUGGCUAGUCCAUAAGGAAUCUGCGCUCACCCACCCAAGUGUCAAGAUUCACUAAAAGAUGAAAGAAUAUGUCUCAAAAAAAAAAAAAAGUGUCUGGGGGAGACCCUGUAAAGGCCAGUGCACCAAUAUACAUAAAAAUUAACACGAAAAUGCUGAGUGGGUAGUAGGUGCGGUGAGAGGGAAAGGAUUCUACAGUCAAGUACUGAGAAACAAAGAGGGAAACAGUACUACCUUUAAAACUGAAACUCAUGGGGUUGGGGAUUUAGCUCAGCGGUAGAGCACUUGCCUAGCAAGCGCAAGGCCCUGGGUUCGGUCCCCAGCUCCGAAAAAAAGAAAAGAAAAAAAACAAAAAACUGAAACUCAUUGUUGAAAGAGCAUUAACUAUAUAUAAAAACCCGCUUUUGAAAAUUACUGAGCAUAAAAUUAAAUAUCAAAUGUCCGCCGUACUUAUUUGCUGCUAAAAUUUGGAAGAGUAGUAGGUCAUUCCUUGUCUUUGUUCAAAUUAUUUGCAUAUAUUAUGCAAAUACCCAGACCCACUCGAAGAACGCCUACUCGAAGAAAGUCAAUGAUACACUCUUGUGGGCCCUUUGAUUGGCUUGUCUAUCCACUUCAUUUGCAUGACGUGAUUUGAUAACUAGAAAGCCCCGCCUCCCUGACGCGUUUACCUCUCCGGAAUGGACACCAGACCUGAAAUUCUUCCAGGGUCUAUGUAACCCCGCCCUUGACUAGCUAAUCCCUUCCAUUUGUCGCGGUUCUUCCCGUCUCCUCCGCUGAGAGUGGCCGGGGCCUAGCAUCCCUUUCCUGCGUCUCCGCUCCCAUUCCGCGGACGCAACACGCAUGCGCAUCCUUUUUCUCCCACCAUCCGUCGUGUAAAUUCUGCGCCCCAACGGCCCGGCAUUCCGCCCGGGCUACGCGUCUCAACUGCCGACGCCAAGGCGUCUCCCUAGCCAACCGGCGUCCUAGCGUCUGCACCGGCUCGUUUUGGGGGAGGUGCCUGCAGGACCCAACGUACUCAAUGAGCUUCCAGCGCAAUGUCCGAUCGCUCGGGGCCGACUGCCAAGGGGAAGGAUGGAAAGAAGUAUUCCUCGCUCAACCUGUUUGAUACGUAUAAGGGCAAGUCCUUAGAGAUCCAGAAACCCGCCGUUGCCCCUCGACAUGGCCUGCAGAGUCUCGGAAAAGUUGCCAUUGCCCGGCGUAUGCCGCCCCCAGCCAACCUUCCAAGCCUGAAAGCCGAGAACAAAGGCAAUGACCCCAAUGUCUCACUAGUGCCGAAAGACGGAACAGGAUGGGCAAGCAAACAGGAGCAGUCCGACCCCAAGAGUUCCGAUGCCUCAACCGCUCAGCCGCCGGAAUCGCAGCCACUGCCGGCUUCACAGACGCCUGCCUCCAACCAGCCGAAACGACCCCCAACAGCCCCCGAGAACACUCCUUCGGUUCCAAGCGGGGUAAAGUCCUGGGCACAGGCCAGUGUCACCCAUGGAGCCCAUGGAGAUGGUGGAAGGGCAUCAAGCCUACUGUCGCGAUUCUCUCGAGAGGAAUUUCCGACCCUGCAGGCGGCUGGCGACCAGGACAAGGCUGCCAAGGAAAGGGAGUCUGCCGAACAGUCGUCUGGGCCCGGACCAAGCCUCCGCCCCCAGAAUUCUACAACUUGGAGGGACGGAGGUGGGCGUGGCCCUGAUGAACUGGAGGGCCCGGACUCCAAACUUCAUCAUGGUCAUGAUCCCCGGGGUGGGCUGCAGCCUUCAGGCCCACCCCAGUUCCCUCCCUACCGCGGAAUGAUGCCGCCCUUUAUGUAUCCCCCAUAUCUCCCAUUUCCUCCACCCUAUGGACCCCAGGGGCCUUACAGAUACCCGACUCCUGAUGGGCCCAGCCGUUUUCCCCGUGUGGCGGGCCCCCGGGGCUCAGGGCCACCAAUGCGCCUUGUAGAGCCUGUGGGUCGGCCUUCUAUUCUUAAAGAAGAUAAUCUCAAAGAAUUUGACCAAUUGGACCAGGAAAAUGAUGAUGGUUGGGCAGGGGCCCACGAGGAGGUUGACUACACUGAAAAGCUCAAGUUCAGCGAUGAGGAAGAUGGGCGAGACUCUGACGAGGAGGGAGCUGAGGGCCACAAGGAUUCCCAGUCAGCUGCUGGUGAGGAACCUGAGACAGAUGGCAAAAAGGGCACCUCCCCUGGCAGCGAACUGCCCCCUCCCAAGACAGCCUGGACAGAGAACUCUCGGCCUUCAGAGACAGAGCCAGCUGCUCCUCCUAUCCCAAAGCCUCCCCCACCUCCACCUCACCGGGGGCCCGUCGGGAACUGGGGGCCCCCUGGGGACUACCCAGAUCGAGGGGGUCCUCCCUGCAAACCCCCAGCACCUGAAGAUGAGGAUGAGGCGUGGCGACAGCGUCGAAAGCAAUCUUCCUCAGAGAUCUCCCUGGCAGUGGAACGGGCCCGAAGACGCAGAGAAGAGGAAGAGCGACGAAUGCAGGAGGAGCGCCGGGCAGCCUGUGCUGAGAAACUUAAGCGUCUUGAUGAAAAGUUCGGGGCACCUGACAAGCGGCUCAAAGCGGAGCCUGCAGCCCCACCUGUUACUCCUCCUGCCCCGGCUCUACCACCUGUAGUCCCCAAAGAGACCCCUACACCUCCAGCUCUGCCACCAACACCAACCCCAACCCCAGAGAAAGACCCUGAGGAGCCAGCACACGCCCCUCCCGUGCAGUCCGCCCCCACUCAGGCUGGGCCUCCAGCCCCCACUCCGGUGAGUGGGGGUGGCACUGCCAGUAGCACCAGCAGUGGCAGCUUCGAAGCCAGCCCAGCGGAACCCCAGCUGCCUUCAAAAGAGGGUCCUGAACCACCAGAAGAGGUUCCUGCACCUACCACACCCCCAGCCCCAAAGGUGGAACCCAAGGGUGAUGGCGUUGGUCCCACUCGCCAGCCCCCCAGUCAGGGCUUGGGCUAUCCCAAAUACCAGAAGUCAUUGCCACCUCGCUUCCAGCGGCAGCAACAGGAGCAGCUCCUGAAGCAGCAGCAGCAGCAGCAGUGGCAGCAGCAGCAGCAACAACAAGGCACUGCCCCUCCUGCCCCAGUGCCCCCAUCACCACCACAGCCUGUGACCCUGGGAGCUGUACCUGCCCCACAGGCACCGCCCCCACCUCCCAAAGCCCUGUACCCAGGUGCUCUGGGCCGGCCCCCACCGAUGCCUCCGAUGAACUUUGAUCCCCGCUGGAUGAUGAUUCCUCCUUACGUGGACCCUCGGCUUCUCCAGGGCCGGCCCCCUCUGGACUUCUACCCUCCGGGUGUGCAUCCCUCUGGCCUGGUUCCCCGGGAACGCUCAGACAGUGGGGGUUCAAGCUCAGAGCCAUUUGAACGCCAUGCACCCCCUCUGUUACGGGAACGGGGCACCCCACCAGUGGACCCCAAGUUGGCCUGGGUAGGAGAUGUCUUUACCACCACACCCACCGAUCCUCGCCCUCUUACCUCACCACUGCGCCAGGCAGCAGAUGAGGAGGAGAAGAGUCUGAGGAGCGAGACUCCUCCAGUACCUCCCCCCCCACCUUAUCUGGCUAAUUAUCCAGGUUUCCCAGAGAAUGGAACUCCUGGGCCCCCAAUCUCGAGAUUCCCUCUGGAAGAAUCAGCUCCCCCAGGACCCCGUCCACUACCCUGGCCUCCAGGCAAUGAUGAGGCUGCCAAGAUGCAAGCUCCACCACCCAAGAAGGAACCCCCCAAGGAGGAACCAGCACAGCUGUCCGGGCCAGAAGCAGGCAGAAAGCCUGCCCGAGGAGUUGGAGGUGGAGGCCAAGGCCCACCACCACCACGCAGAGAGAAUCGCACUGAGACUCGCUGGGGCCCCCGGCCAGGCAGUUGUCGACGUGGCAUCCCUCCAGAGGACCCUGGUGUCCCUCCUCGCCGAGCUGGGCCUAUAAAGAAGCCACCACCCCCUGUGAAAGCAGAUGAGCUGCCUCCUAAGUCCCUAGAACCAGGGGAUGAAACCCCCAAGGCCCCAAAGCCAGAUGCACUCAAGACAGCUAAGGGCAAGGUGGGCCCCAAAGAAACCCCAGCGGGUGGGAACCUGUCUCCUGCGCCUAGACUUCGAAGGGACUAUUCCUAUGAAAGAGUAGGCCCUACGUCUUGCCGUGGUCGGGGCAGAGGCGAGUAUUUUGCCAGAGGAAGGGGUUUCCGGGGAACUUAUGGGGGCCGGGGUCGGGGAGCCCGGAGCCGUGAAUUCCGAAGUUACAGAGAGUUUCGAGGAGACGAUGGACGAGGGGGUGGUUCAGGAGGAACAAACCACCCUUCUGCUCCCCGAGGCCGCACUGCCAGUGAGACACGAAGUGAGGGUUCAGAGUAUGAAGAAAUCCCCAAGAGACGUCGCCAGCGUGGCUCUGAAACAGGCAGUGAGACUCAUGAGAGUGACCUGGCACCCUCUGACAAGGAAGCCCCUCCACCCAAGGAGGGAGUGCUAGCUCAGGUCCCUCUUGCCCCCCCACAACCAGGAGCUCCCCCAUCACCAGCCCCAGCCCGAUUCUCCACUGCCCGAGGUGGUCGUGUCUUCACUCCCAGAGGAGUGCCAUCGCGCCGUGGCCGAGGUGGGGGUCGGCCCCCUCCUGUUUGCUCUGGCUGGAGCCCUCCAGCCAAGUCCCUGGUUCCAAAGAAACCUCCAACAGGUCCUUUGCCCCCAAAUAAGGAGCCUUUGAAAGAGAAGCUGAUCUCAGGGCCUCUGUCCCCCAUGUCCCGAGCUGGCAACAUGGGUGUGGGCAUGGAAGACGGGGAGCGACCCCGGCGGAGGCGACAUGGCAGGGCUCAGCAGCAGGACAAACCACCGCGUUUCCGAAGGCUGAAACAAGACCGGGAAAAUGCUGCCAGAGGCACCGAUGGCAAGCCCCCUCCCCUAACCCUUCCAGCCUCCACCCCUGCACCCACGGAGACGCUGGCCACAGUCGCAGCUCCCCCACCCCCUCGCCGCACAGCUGCUAAGUCUCCUGAUCUGUCAAACCAGAACUCAGACCAAGCCAAUGAGGAAUGGGAGACUGCAUCAGAGAGCAGCGACUUUGCCAGUGAGCGCCGGGGUGACAAGGAGACUCCCCCAGCAGCACUUAUAACCUCUAAAGCUGUGGGGACUCCUGGGGGCAAUUCAGGUGGGGCCGGACCAGGCAUUUCAACCAUGUCUCGUGGAGACCUGAGUCAGCGAGCCAAGGAUCUGAGCAAGCGGAGCUUCUCCAGUCAGCGGCCAGGCAUGGAUCGUCAGAACCGGCGCCCAGGCGCUGGGGGCAAGACUGGCGGUGGUGGCAGUAGUGGAGGUGGUGGUGCAGGCCCUGGGGGACGGACUGGCCCAGGACGAGGGGAUAAGAGGAGCUGGCCCUCUCCCAAAAACCGAAGCCGUCCUCCUGAGGAGCGACCUCCGGGACUUCCUCUGCCUCCGCCACCCCCCAGCAGUUCUGCUGUUUUCCGCCUGGACCAAGUUAUCCACAGCAACCCUGCUGGCAUCCAACAAGCUCUGGCCCAACUUAGCAGCCGCCAAGGAAAUGUAACUGCACCAGGGGGGCACCCAAGGCCUAAGCCUGGGCCUCCCCAAGCCCCUCAGGGCUCCUCCCCUCGGCCCCCAACCCAUUAUGACCCCCCGAGGGCCAGCAACGCUAUCAGCUCUGACCCCCACUUCGAGGAGCCAGGGCCGAUGGUGAGGGGGGUGGGCGGGACUCCCCGGGACUCUGCCGGGGUUAAUCCCUUCCCCCCGAAACGGCGGGAGCGGCCUCCCCGAAAACCGGAGCUGCUGCAGGAGGAAACUGUGCCAGCUUCUCAUAGCUCUGGAUUCUUGGGCUCUAAGCCUGAGGUCCCAGGCCCUCAGGAAGAAUCCAGAGAUUCAGGCACAGAGGCCCUAACUCCCCACAUCUGGAAUCGUUUACAUACUGCCACAAGCCGAAAGAGUUACCAGCCUGGCUCCAUAGAGCCCUGGAUGGAGCCCCUGAGCCCCUUUGAGGAUGUGGCAGGCACAGAGAUGAGUCAGUCUGACAGUGGGGUGGACCUGAGUGGAGGUUCUCAGGUGUCAUCAGGUCCCUGCAGCCAACGAAGUUCCCCCGAUGGAGGACUUAAGGGGUCAGCAGAGGGACCCCCCAGGCGGCCUGGAGGACCCUCACCCCUAAAGGCUGUUCCUGGUGAGAGUUCAUCUGCCUCUGAACCCUCCGAACCUCAUAGGAGACGGCCACCUGCUUCCCAUGAGGGGGAAAGAAAGGAGCUGCCCCGGGAGCAGCCUCUGCCCCCUGGUCCCAUAGGCACAGAACGAUCACAGCGCACAGACCGAGGCCCAGAGCCAGGCCCUCUCCGACCAGCCCACCGAGCGGGCUCUCAAGUUGAGUUUGGCACGACCAACAAGGACUCAGACUUGUGCCUAGUGGUAGGAGACACUUUAAAAGGAGAGAAGGAGUUGGCGGCAUCAGCCACAGAGGCCGUGCCCGUAUCCAGAGACUGGGAGCUGCUCCCCAGUGCUUCUGCUUCAGCUGAGCCACAGGCCAAGAGUCUGGGUUCUGGGCAGUGUGGUCCAGAGCCCAGCCCUUCAGGUCAGCGUCUGUACCCUGAGGUCUUCUAUGGUAGCCCUGGACCUCCGAACUCCCAAGUGCUGGGAUUAAAGAUGUACCCUACCAACUUGCUCAGCUGGAUAAUGCAGGUCUCUGGGGGUGCACCUAUCGACUCCCAGUUACAUCCCAGCAGUGGAGGCUUCCGGCCUGGGACACCCUCAGUACACCAGUACAGGUCACAGCCUCUGUAUCUGCCCCCAGGUCCUGCCCCUCCCUCAGCACUGCUCUCUGGGGUAGCUCUCAAGGGCCAGUUUCUGGAUUUCUCAGCACUGCAAGCCACAGAGCUGGGGAAGUUGCCUGCUGGGGGAGUUCUCUACCCUCCACCGUCCUUCCUCUACUCUGCAGCUUUCUGCCCCAGCCCUUUGCCUGACCCACCCUUGCUUCAGGUACGCCAGGAUCUGCCAUCCCCUUCAGAUUUUUACUCUACCCCUCUGCAGCCAGGUGGCCAGAGUGGCUUCCUUCCUUCAGGAGCCCCUGCGCAGCAGAUGCUUCUACCUGUGGUAGACUCUCAGCUGCCAGUGGUGAACUUCGGCUCCCUGCCGCCAGCGCCACCCCCUGCUCCACCUCCUCUUUCUCUGUUACCUGUGGGUCCUGCUCUCCAGCCCCCCAAUCUGGCUGUGCGGCCCCCACCUGCUCCUGCUGCACGGGUCUUACCUUCACCCGCCAGGCCCUUUCCCGCUAGCUUGGGGCGAGCGGAGCUGCAUCCAGUAGAGCUAAAGCCUUUCCAGGAUUACCGAAAGCUGAGCAGCAACCUUGGGGGUCCUGGGUCAUCACGGGCUCCCCCAUCUGGAAGGUCCUUCUCUGGUCUCAAUUCCCGGCUCAAGGCCCCACCUUCCACCUACAGUGGAGUAUUCCGGACUCAGCGCAUUGACCUCUACCAGCAGGCUUCCCCACCAGAUGCCCUGCGCUGGAUGCCGAAGCCUUGGGAACGGACAGGGCCACCUUCUCGAGAAGGGCCUCCCCGAAGAGCAGAGGAGCCCGGGCCCCGGGGGGAGAAGGAGCCUGGAUUGCCUCCACCCCGCUGAGGGAGUUCCCCUUGACCCCAUCCCCGGGGCUUGUAUAUAGAUUAUAAAUAUAUAAGAGGGAAGGGGUGGGUGGGGAGGGGUCGUGGGUCUGGAGUCUCACUGCCCCUCUUCUCUUCCCCUAGUCCCCUAUCCCUGGGGCCGUUUGUUAAAAAAGAAUAAUAAAAGAAUUUAAAAAAAAGGGAAGUCAAGGGUAGGGGGGAAUAGCAGUAAUGUUUUACACUAAGUUCAGUGACUUACCUGUUAAGUAGUGUAAGGUUUCAGAAUUAAGAAUUUGGAUGAGGUCAGUGGGUACCUAUCUUAGGGGUUCUAUUGCUAUGACCAAGUCAACUCCCACUCCGGUGACACUUUCUCCAACAAAGCCACACCUAAUGAGACUCCAUAUGAGCCUAUGGAGGCCAUUUUCAUUUAAACCACCAUAUUCUACUCCCUAGUCCCCAUAGACUUGUAGCCACAUAUAAAAAUAGAUUCAGUCCAUUUGAAAGUCCCCAUAAUCUGAACCCUGUUUAAAAAUCCAGUCUCUUCUGACAUUCAUUGCAGUCUCUUAGCUGUAACCUUUGUAAAAAGUCAGAUCCUACAUUUUCAGCAUACAGAAUAUACAUUACCAUUCUGACAGCAUAGCGAGGGAAUAGUAGACCAGCACUAGAACAAAAACCAACUGCAAAAUCUGUCUCCAUGUCUUAUCACCAAAGCUUUUCGGAUCUCCGAACUCCAUUUGGCUUGCAGCAACGCACUCUCAGGCUGGUUCUCUCAUCUAUUCCUUCAUCAGCUCUGGCAUCACCAAGAUCUUGGGGUCCCCAAGGCAAUCCAGUCCACAGCUUCCCACUCUGGCUUCUCUAGGCCUCCAUGUAGACACUCCCAAUCUCCUGGAGGAGAUACCAAAGCUGCCAAGUUCUGUUUGCUGGGGCUAGGACAUGGCCACCUUUCCAACUCACCAACUUUCUGUGAUAGUUUCCUUCACUGCCUAAGCUUGACUGUCCUUGAAAAAAUGCCUGCCUUUUGGGAGUUUGGGGGGGGGGGGGAGUGUGUGUCUUGCCUUGAAGCCACCAUUCCCUUUAUUACUCUUGGCACCAGGCUUUUCAUUGUCUAUGCUUCCUCAGGUCCUAAACAGGACAUUUUGUAUUUCCUUCCUCAGCUUGCUUAUUUCCAUGUCUGCACUAUGACCCAAGCACGCAUCAACCAGUACUAGGCUGUCUUUUAAGUUUAGUCUCAAGCAGAUUCCUUUUUUUUGAACAAAGACAGAAAGCCACAGUUUUCAGUAUGGUAUCACAAGAAUGGUCUGUAGGCCACAUACUAAAACCAGACCCCUGGCCCCAAUCCAAUGGCCUUCAACCACUGUCUUCUAUGUUCUUAGCGUGGCCCAUUCAAUCACAAUGCAUUCAGCUGCUUUCCUAAACCAAAGUGCACAUUUCUCCAAGGUCUAUCUCAGGAAUAAUGACCUAGCUUGGGUUUCUAGUGUGGUGAAGACAGCCACUCAAACAUUUAAUUGGGACUGGCUUACAAGUUGAGAGGUCUCGUCCUUCAGCAUGUACUAGAGGAGCCAAGCUUUGUAUGUCUGGGUCAACUGACUUGGCUUCUGAACCUCCAAGCCCCACCCCCUAGUGGCAUUCUCUAAAUAUCGCCACGUGCUGUGAGGCCAUUGCAUUGAAAUCACCUUAGUGUCACAUGGCCUCCCAUGUUCCUGACUUUCUUUGACACGGAACUUGGUUAUCAGGUCAGAUUGCAAAGGGCUCUGAGGGCUGGAAUCGGGCAGCAGAGGCUCAUGGGUGCCAUGAAGCUGCUUCAACUGAGAACUUGAGUAUUUAAAUACCGGUUUUAUAUAAAAGCUCUAAACAGGCUGUAUACACUCCAUAAGGAGAGGAUGAUACGUAUGUGGAGCUAGGUGGGUCAGUUUUUUUUUUUUUUUUUUUUGGGGGGGGGGUCUCCGAAGCUAGGUUUAAAUGUGUAAAAAGGUACUCAACACUACCAGACAAAAGGAGCCAGGAAAAUCCGACUUUUAUUUCUUAAAUACUGUGAAGGAAGGGGGGAAAUGGUCCCCUGGUGAGAAAGCUAGGGGUCAUCAGCAAAUGCCCGGUGGGCAUUAGGGAAGCGCUGGGGGCUGUAGUUGGGAUCUUCCUGCAGUCGUUUUUGAAUAUCAGACCGGAGCUACAAAGAGAAAACACAAGCCUGUCAGGAGCCCGAUUUAGACCUAUGAUCCCAGAAAGCACAAAGACCCUAACCCUUAAAUACUUUCCCCACCAGCCACGCUGGCAAGCCCAGUAUGAGAUUGCUAAGCCUUCCCAAAUGCCACAAGGAAAAAACCCUGACCAUCAAUGGGCAGCCCCCACACUACCAAAUCAUCUCUGAAUAGAUCCAAGGAAGCAGGAACCUGGCCCAACCCCUCCCAAUAGACCAUCCCUAUUCUGCUGCAAAGUGGGGGCACCUGCUGCCUGUAGCUCUCCUGAACCUCUGGUGCCUCCAGGUCCCGGCUCAGGCUCUCGGGGCUUGUCAGGGGCCGAGCUCCGGCUGCCUUAGCUGCCCGGCUCACUGCCUCUGAGAGUAGCAGCUGGGGGCCCUCACCCUGCAUUGUCUGGGGGACAGGUUGAGAGGGAAAAGGGGAUCAACAUCAGACCCAGUGCCACCACCCAGUUCACCCUUUCCAUCAGUUAACCAGUGUAGACUAGUAGAGGGCAGGGAACAGCCUGCACAUGGUUCUGACAGCAAAGAAGGCACCAGCAGGUCAAAGCACCUGGGAUUCAGAGCUAGCUACUCUCCAAGACAAAGUCCACCUUACACACCUAAUCACCUGGGAGAUGACACAGCUGAGGAACCAGAACUGCCAGAAAACAGUAUGUACCAUGUACCAAUGUACCAAUCCUGAACAAGCCUGACUCACAAACAGGCUUUCUAACUAGAUGAAGAGACUGAACUACAAGCAAAAGCUUCUAGCUCAACAAGGGUGCUUGACAGAGACACAUCCUCAGCAGAGACCAACCUUUCGUCUCUUGGCAGGCAUGCCACUGAGGUAGGCAUCACUCAGGGGCGGCUGAGGUUUCACCUUCCGCUGGCUCUGAAUGUCCUGCUGGAUAAUAGGUACCCAUUCCUGGGGAGGAGAGGAUUUGACAUAAUUCCCACAACUUACAGCUCUUGAACCCACUGGAUACCAUCCUGCCACUUACAGGGGGGACUGCAGCUGCCCAGGGCUCUGCAUCGGCUGAAGCUCCAUCCUGUUCGUCUCGGGAACCUCCUUCAGGAGCAGGGGGUGGACCUCGGGACAUGGCUUCUUCUGCUGUUGUUCCGGGGGCUGGGGAAGCAUCCUCUCUCUGGAAGGCAUGGAACAGGAAGGCCCAGACUUCAGAACUCUUUGCCCCAAGCCCCUCUGCUUCCAGCUAUCUACUCCACAUUAUUUGCCUUCUCAAGCAGUACCUGAGGCUCAGGGGAAGUUCUUUCUGCUCCCUGAACUUCCAUUGGCUCUUCAGGAAGUGCCUGUGAAAUUGGUCAAGGAAAUAUAAGGGGUGUGGUGGAAGGGUCAGUCCAGUCCAUCUCUUCAGUUUCUUCACAUCCCAACACCACCCACUAUCCGGUCCCUCACCUGAGGAGGAUCACCAAUCCUGCGCACAUAUCUGAGGAUGGCGUCGGGACCCACGGGCAUGUGCUCUAAGACCACCUGAAGCCUGAGUCCCAUCAUAGUUGUCAGCCAGCUCACCAAGGAUGGAUUCACCCCACGAGACAUGCGGCGCUGAGGGCCAGAAAGCAGAUUGACCACAUAACUCUCAACCUGCUUUUGCAAUCUAUUACAUCCAGGGCAACAGGUAGAGUGUUUGGAGAAGAAAAUUAAAACCCACAGGAUAUAAUAAAAAAGCUGGAGACCUAGAAUUGGGUGGUACUUACAAUUCGGCCAUUGAUGACAGCAGCAAGCUCCAUUUGCUGGCCCCCCAAGCAGUGCAGGUUCAGGGCCAAGCAUUCAAACAGGCCCUGGUUACAUAGCUCCAGCAGCCGGGCUCCAAAUCCACUGUCUGCAGGGAGGAUGGGAGAGGGCACGUGAUUCGGGCAGUCCUGCAUGGACAGUGAACUACCUAGGCUUGGCUGGCCCCCAGCCUGACCUGUACAGUGCAGCACGUGAGCAGCAAUGCUGUUAAAUUGCUCCUGGAGAAAUUCUAAAUUUGUCCGGAUGAUAUCCACACCUGGCUGAACCUGCACCAAAGACUGAGACAAGACACACCAAGAACUCCAACUCAGUACCUUAAGAUCUAAAAGGCAGAGGCAGCAGGGACACCCCCGCUUCCCUACCCAAACACAGGAAGGACACACACACAGGACACUUACGAAACUCUCCCGUACAUACUCUUCCAGCCCCGUGAUCAACGUGUGGGUUGCCAUCUGUAGGGAGCAUCACAGGUCAGCUUUAGCCCACAGCCUUCAAGAGCCUCACUCCUACCCUACAACUGCAAGGCUUGAGCUGAAGCACAGCUAACACUGACUGACAGGCAGGAGGCAAGAGUAAAUAAAGGUGGGAAGGAGGAAACCCCUGGGUCUGGGCUUUCACUCACCCGGAUGUUGCUGGACGUGGGCUCCUGGCCACCCAGGUAGUGCUGGUGGAAGAAAGAUCGUAGCUGUGGCUGGAGCCGCUGUAGUGGCUGGAAAUGGCCAUGGAGAAGCAUCACCACAUCCACCAUGGAGAAAUUCUGGCACAGAAGAGAGAGCAGAGCUCCAAAGAAUCCUAGGGAAAGGGGCAGAAGUGAGAGAUUACCUUACCUCCUUGCCUAGCCCCACACACCAUCAGUGAAUCCCAUCUUACUAGCAGAAAGGCCAUAUCUCCCCAGGCUGCUAUUUCCCCAAACUGUAACACCCACAUUUUGCUUACCAAGGGCGCCAUCAGCCCCAGGCUCAAAGAUGUUGCUGGAUCCACUGAGGCGUUGGAUGAAGGCAGCAAUACUCUCGCUGCUGCCAGCACGAGCCCCCAAGGAGCCCAGGAGAGAGCUCAACACGCCCUGCACCACUGAGGUGAAAAACUCUGGUGGCAGGCUCUCAGGACCUAAGCCCCCAGGACUCGCUGUCCCACCAGAAGGGGAUCCUGGAGGCGGUGUGGUCUGCUGCUCUGGAGCAGGAGGUGGGGGUGGAGGAGGUGGAGGGGGUGGAGGGGCAGCCUGUGAUGCCUAGAAGAAGGGAUUAAGAAUAGAAGACAAGACCACAGGGUCAAGAAUAUAACACUGCACUGUGGACACAAAACAGCAGGCAUGUAGGAAGGUGAGAGAGCUAGGUUCUGAUGCUGACUUUAAAAACAAACAAAGACCUAGUUUACUCCUGUAUUUACUGUGUAUGGGCGUUUUGCCUUCCUGUAUGUCUGUGAAAUGUAUAUGCCUGGUUCCCACAGGGACCAGAAGAGGGUGUUGAAUCCCCUGGAAUUGGGGUUACAGAUGGCUGUGGACCACUAUGUGGGUGCUAAAAAUCAAACCCAGGUCCUCUGCAAGAGCAGCAAGAGCCAGUUCUAACCUCAGCUCCUUAGGACAUGAAUGGACAAGUCACACCAGAGCCGUGACAGCGCUGGCUGUUGGCUCAGCAGAAUCAUCUCUAAGAGCCGUCCCUCAGCAGCCAUAGGAUGACAACUGAAUGCUACUGUUCUACUGGUCUGGAGACAAAAAGGAUGGUACAGCCACUCACCUGCAAAAACUCAGUCAUGCCCUGGAGAAAAGCAGGAACUCCAGGCACUGCCACAGUGAUGGUGGGAGAAGCCAGGCUUGGGCCCCCAGCCCCUGGCCCUGCAGGCCCCAGCAGAUUUCCCAGGAGCUGAGAGAACUGAAGAUCAGCCGCAGAGGGCUGAGGAGGUGGAGGCUGGGCGGGACCCCCAGGAGCAGGGCCGGCUGUGGUGGCUGUGUUGGUAGUGCCAGCACUAGCUGAAGCAGUGGCCGGAGCUGGGGCCGGAGCUGGGGCUGGGGCCGGGGCCUGUGCCUGGGCCGUAGCCGGAGCUGAAGCAGAAGCCGGAGCCAUUCCUGGAGUCCCCUGAGCUGUCAGAAACCAAGAAGAGUACAAUGUUAACAAGCGCCACAUUCUAGCUGCCUCGUUCCCGUCGCGUCUUUACAGCAGGAGAACAAAGACUAAUAUUUUAUAGGGUCUAGGGGUAACCAGUGAGCAGGACAGGGAGGGCCACCAAAGACAGCUGCCUGAGUGCUCCUUUGCCCAGGCUAACUUACAAGUUAAGUUUAUAGGCUAGGAUGUUCUUGAACUUAGUUUUCCUCUAGUCCCAGCCUCCCAGGCGCUGGGUUAAAUAAAGCAUGCACCGUCAUACUCAGUGGCAGCUGGAGAUACCUGACGUUUGAGCUAGGGAAGGACAGGACUCACCCACAAGAACAGGCUGCAUGAGAAGUUGCCCCACAAGGCCGCUCACCAUCUGGGCCAAUGAAGUGUUUGUACCCAGCCCAGCACCCUGCUGGGGGACAAGAGGAUUCAGUCUUGUCCUUCCAACAAUCCACCAGGAUUUCCCCACUGGUACUUCCCCCAACCCUUACUCACUAGAGCUCCAGAGACUGGAGGGCCCCCAGGAUGGGAAGGCCGAGCCUGUGGAGGAGUGGGUCGGGCAAUCACCACCCGAGUUGGUGCUGUUGGGAAGCCGGGCACCUGCUGUCCUGUGUGUAGCAAAAAGAGAGACCAAAGAGAGCUGAGGGUUCAGUCCUUACCUUCCAGCAGACAAUACCCACCACCAUGAACUAUGCCCCACCUCCCAGUCCUCCCCUUCCAGGUCAUUACCUGCGGCCGCGGAGGCAACAGCUGCCACCAUGGCCUGAUGAGUGAUCUGGUGGGCGACGGCGUGCAUGAACUCAGGGGGCAGGGAGGGCAGCUGGAUGAGGGUGGAGCCUGGGGGGUGGGUCUGAUGUAACCUUGAACCUGGACCCCUUCAGCCCACCCACUCAGCCCUACCCCUUUGUCUACCCGGAGCUCUCGGCCUACACUGAUAACCUCGUUCUUACCCAGGCUCUGUCCAUGACCAGGAGGUCCCAGGGGGCCAGUGGGAGCACUGGGCACACCUCCAGGCUGUGCUCCGGAGUCUGAGCAAGGAAGACGGAAAAAUGUGGCAAUGUAAGGCCGAACCAAGGUUUGGCUUUUUCCUCUUGUUCCACCCACCCUUCAUGCCUCCAAAACCCUGCCCUUUCCCCACGGCAACAGGAGGCUGAGUUCCCUUCACAUAAACCCAAGGCCAAAACACCUCCUUCAUGCCCCUCCCACAUAGCACUGGCCUUCUCUCCCUGCUCCUGCAGCUCUUUUCUGCCAGUAAUGUCCUCACUCACCUUGAAUGUUCAUGUGCAUCAUGACCACAGGUUCCACACUCUGGUGGGAAAUCCGGAUGACCCGUGGAUGGCUGGUGGCUGGUGGUGGUGCUGGCCCUGGUGGGGGAGCUCCUUCCGUUGAUGAAUCAACAGUGGCAGAAGAUGGAGGAAGGGAUGAGGCCUGGCCAGAACCUGGGGAUGCUGCCUCUGCACCGGGAGCUGGUGGAGGCCGAGCCCCAUUGCCUGUCAUGGUCACAGUAGUCCCCACAUUGAUCUGGAUGAGAUGGACAGACAGAAAGAUGUGAGAAACACAUCUCUGCCUGGAGAGUCACCUGUAAAGACUACAGCUUCAUCACCACAGCUUUUCCCCAGCUUCUUGCUCAAUAGCCUCCUAGCCAUGUGGGUCACCCUCCUGUUCCACACCCCCUUCUCCCAGCAGCCAUGUGGGUCAUCCUCCUGUCCCACAUCCAGAUCUCCCUCCAGUCAGGCUUACACCCACCUGAAUGGGAAUGGCUGCCUGCUGGAGCACCAUGGGAGUCGUGUAGUGAGACAUAGGCCGUACCACAUGCAGGUGCCGUGGGGGUGCACAGGCUAGAUUACAGCGCAGAUCAGACAAUGCCACGAAAGUGUUGCCCAGUAGCCGCAGGCUCUCCCCCACCAAGUUAAUCAACCUCUGGUCCUCUUCUCGGCCCUCAUGCUGUGCCCAGGUCAAACCCAGAAAAGCAUGAAGUUAAGAACAAGGUUGAUUGCCUUCUGAGACUAUGCCAUGUCCCCUGCCUUCAGAAGCUUCUGUAUGAACCAAAGCUUUUCCAGGAAAAAUUUCAAAUAAAUUCUAUUCAGCACACA
This is a messenger RNA of Rattus norvegicus (Norway rat), 16883 nucleotides long. RefSeq names its product proline-rich coiled-coil 2A (gene Prrc2a). Gene Ontology annotation, cellular component: cytoplasm; nucleus. NCBI's taxonomy places the organism in Eukaryota, Metazoa, Chordata, Mammalia, Rodentia, Muridae. The record is from RefSeq and is a predicted model, not a curated record.